This is a messenger RNA of Haemorhous mexicanus (house finch), 3727 nucleotides long. RefSeq names its product integrator complex subunit 6-like. Gene Ontology annotation, cellular component: integrator complex. Gene Ontology annotation, biological process: snRNA 3'-end processing. The transcript has 18 exons. The coding region runs from base 116 to 2815 and encodes 899 amino acids. NCBI's taxonomy places the organism in Eukaryota, Metazoa, Chordata, Aves, Passeriformes, Fringillidae. The record is from RefSeq and is a predicted model, not a curated record.
GGAAGAGAAGUUGAGUCCGGGCGAGCUCGGGCAGCGCCGCCAGAGCCGAGCGAGCCGCGGGCGAGCGCCGCGUCUCCUCCGCAGGGAGCCCGCCGGCCGGGGCUCUGCCUGGACCAUGCCGAUCCUCCUCUUCCUCAUAGACACGUCCGCCUCCAUGAACCAGCGGGCGUACCUGGGCACCAGCUACCUGGACAUCGCCAAGGGCGCCGUGGAGAUCUUCAUGAAGCUGCGGGCCCGGGACCCCGCCAGCCGCGGCGACAGGUACAUGCUGGUUACGUUCGACGAGCCGCCCUACUGCAUUAAGGCUGGAUGGAAGGAAAACCAUGCAACAUUCAUGAAUGAACUGAAAAACCUUCAGGCUUCAGGACUAACAACUCUUGGUCAGGCACUCAGGUCAUCGUUUGACUUGUUAAAUCUCAAUAGAUUAGUGUCUGGAAUAGACAACUAUGGACAGGGAAGGAAUCCGUUCUUUUUGGAGCCAUCUAUUUUGAUUACCAUCACAGAUGGAAACAAACUGACAAAUACAGCUGGAGUCCAAGAGGAGCUUCAUCUUCCGUUGAAUUCUCCUUUGCCUGGAAGUGAACUUACCAAAGAACCAUUCCGCUGGGAUCAAAGGCUGUUUGCUCUGGUGCUGCGUCUGCCAGGAGCUGCAUCUGCUGAGCCAGAGCAGCUUGGGAGUGUGCCUACUGAUGAAUCUGCUAUCACACAGAUGUGUGAGGUCACAGGAGGUCGUUCGUACUGCGUCCGGACACAAAGAAUGUUGAAUCAGUGUUUAGAAUCUUUAGUUCAAAAAGUCCAAAGUGGAGUUGUUAUUAACUUUGAGAAGUCAGGACCAGACCCAGCUCCUAUUGGAGAAGAUGGACUUGUUGAUUCAUCCAGGCCCAUCAAUUCAUUUGCUUCUCAGCCGUGGCAUAGUUGUCAUAAACUCAUUUAUGUACGGCCUAACCCUAAAACGGGUGUUCCUGUGGGGCAUUGGCCAAUCCCAGAAUCUUUUUGGCCUGAUCAGAAUUCACCAACACUGCCUCCACGCACAGCUCACCCUGUGGUGAGGUUCUCCUGUGUGGAUUGUGAGCCCAUGGUCAUAGACAAGCUUCCUUUUGACAAGUAUGAGCUUGAGCCUUCACCCCUCACCCAGUACAUCUUGGAACGAAAGUCUCCCCAUACCUGCUGGCAGGUAUUUGUGAGUAGCAGUGGAAAAUACAGCGAGCUCGGCCACCCGUUUGGGUAUUUAAAAGCAAGCACUACUUUAACCUGUGUAAACCUCUUUGUGAUGCCUUACAACUACCCUGUUUUACUUCCAUUGCUAGAUGACUUGUUUAAGGUUCACAAACUUAAGCCAAAUCUGAAGUGGCGACAGGCUUUUGACAACUACUUAAAAACAAUGCCUCCUUACUACUUACUGCCAUUAAAGAAAGCCCUAAGGAUGAUGGGAGCUCCAAAUCUGAUAUCAGAUAAUUUAGAUUGUGGACUUAGUUACAGUGUUAUCUCUUACCUUAAAAAACUCAGCCAACAGACAAAAAUAGAAUCGGAACGGAUAAUAGGUUCAGUGGGUAAGAAAGUUCCACAAGAAAUUGGAAUAAAAGUGAAAAAUCACUCCAGUGGCCUCUCCUUGGUACACAGUAGGGAUUUUAAACAACUGCUGCAAGGGAUCACUGGGGAAUCUCCUCUGAGACUGUCAGAAAUGAAUGUUAAAGAAUUUGCUGGAUUCCACAUAGGACUUUUAAACAAGGAUUUGAAGCCACAGGCAUUCAGAAAUGCAUAUGAUAUUCCUCGUCGCAGUCUUCUAGACCAGCUAACUAGAAUGAGAACCAAUCUUCUGAAAACACACAGGCUUAUCUUGGGGCAGGAUGAAGACUGCCUUCAUAGUGUUCCUGUUGCUCAGAUGGGAAAUUACCAGGAAUACCUGAAAAUGAUGCCUUCACCUCUUCGGGAAAUUGACCCAGAUCAACCAAAAAGACUCCAUACAUUUGGCAAUCCAUUUAAACAGGACAAGAAGGGUAUGAUGAUAGAUGAAGCUGACGAGUUUGUGGCUGGGCCCCAGAACAAGAUCAAGCGUCCCGGGGAGCCGAACACGCCGGCGUCGCUGAAGCGGCGGCGCAGCAUGUCCCCCCUGCUGCGGCGCCCGCAGGCACCGCCCGUCGUCACCAACCACGUGGGUGGCAAGGGGCCACCCGCUGCUCCUGGCUCCCCCUCCUACCUGAGCCUCAAGGGGGUCCCAGCAAGUAAAGAUACCAGUAACAGUGUUGUCCAAGAUGGCAACGGAGAGAAGAAAGCAGAAAAUUGUCAGUCAAUGGAGAAGCAAAUUGAUGGCUUACCUGUGCAAAUGGCUCCUGUGGUUCCAGCUGCUGUGGGAGAGGAUGAGAUGUUACCCAAUGACUUAGACUCCUUGCCUGUUGAAUUCAAUUGUUUAAGUGAAGAUGGGCUGGAUCAUAAACCUGGUACCAACGCACUCGUUCGAGGGCCUGUGAAUUACAGUGUGAGCGGAGAUGACCAAAAGCGGGCCAUGGAGUCUACUUCUGAAUCUGUGCCAAAUUCCUUUAAAAUAACACCUACCAUGUUGGAGGGAAGCAAUGCUGACAUCAAAAUUAAGGUGAUGAAAGAGGUUCGCAAACCUGGAAGAAAUUAUGAAAAAAUAUUUUCUCUUCUUGAGGAGGUGCAAGGACCUAUGGAAAUUCAGAAGUAUUUCAUUGAAUUUGCUAUCAAGGAAGCAGCAAGGUUUAAAAAACGGGUCUUAAUACAACACUUAGAGAGAAUACUAGAGGAACUAGAUUUCACCAGCCCACCCACCAGAGUUAAUCAUGUCAACAGCAGAUAAUAAUGAACCUGCCAGAGGAAUGCGGACCAGGAAAGAGUUUGCUGUGCCACAGAAGAGUGGAAGAGGACGUAGCUGCUGCCCUCACCAUCUCAGCAGUCAAGUGAUUUUACUGUCACAGUCUGAGAAGAAGCAGUGGAGCUUUAACUUUAAGAGCCUGAUUCGGCAGAAGCUGGGCUAUAACCUUAAGGAUUUGCUAUGAAAGGUGUGGCUUUUUCCUGUGGAGGGUGCUCUUUGCUCAACAGGCAAGAAGAUAACCAUUGCUGCCCCUCCUGCAGGUGAUGAGAAUUUACUCAUUUGAACGCUGUCAUUAGACAUUUACGUGCUAUAGGCAGCAGGUUGCACUAAAAUGGGGCACUGUCAAAUGCACACACUGUCUGCAUCGUGGAGAGAGCCCGUGUGUUCCCAAAAAAAACCCUCCCAGAAACACCUGCACUGGUAAAAUUGCAUGUUGCCACCACAGAGACAAGGGUCUUGUUCCCAAGAACUGCUAGCCAUGCCUUUAAACUUGAGAUUCAGUGUAGAUUGAGAGUAAAGAAACUGCUAUUGUGUUAAUGAAAGCUAAAGACAGCCCUGUGACUGUUACCACCUGAUGGUCACUAAACAAUCUACCUCAGACUCUCUUCUGUUUUGUCUGCAGACAUUAUGAAAGUGCACCUGAGGCUUCCCAGGUCCCCGACUUCAGUUCUCUUUCAUCCUGUGAGGAGGACGGAGAUUCUUCAGGUGGCCUUGGCACACGCUGUGCUUUGGAAGCACUAAAAGGAAACGCUUUUAAAAACGUGUAUUUUAAUGUUCAUACAAAAGAGAUUAUUUUGAACAGUAUUGUUACCAGAUCACUAAUUUGAUAUUUUAACUGUAUAAAUUUUUUGGAACAUAUGUAUAUAUAAAAUAAACCAUUUUAUUAAUUUUUAAGAA